GGCGAAUGAUUAAUUCUGUUGGCGUUGGAAUUUAGAAGUACAUGUCAGUUGAGUUGAUGGUGAACAAAUAUUUCCUUGAGCAGUGUCGUAUUUAUUGUUUAGGUUUAACAAAAUUAUUCUGUAUUAUUGUGACGACUUCCCUUGUACAUAAGCCAAAUGUUGAAUUAUUAUGAUUAUUAGCACAACUGCCUUUAAAUAAAUCUAGUUUUCAAAAUGGACUGUGCUGACCUGGUAUUCCUCCCACAAGAAAUCAUUGAACAAAUUUUAGAAUCAAAAGAAUUAUGUGUUAAUGAUGUUUUAAGUUUUGGAAACACUUGUUCUAUAUCUUGGCAGUUGGUGAGCAGCAGCAAUAAAUUAUGGAAGACGAAGUUCAAGCAAAUGUGGCCCCAGUUGAUGGUAAACGAAGCGUACAAGCGCCAUACUGUGACUGAUUGGUUCAAUGAGUUCCGAGAGCGAUGGGUGAUCGGACGCAAGACCAUGCAGCUGGUGGGGGAAAUGUCUGCUCAGUACAUCAAGUUUGAGGAACUCUCGAGUGCAGAAUUUUGGAAGUUCAAUGAUCUCUUCAAUGCAACCAGCCACAAGCUUUCCUUGACCUUCAUGAUUGAUGAGUUAAAAUUGUGCGUUAACCAAAAGAACAGAAAUACCAAUCUGACCAACAAAUACUACGGUAUGAAGGCACUGACACAUCUGAGACAAAUGGAAGUGGAGUCCAAAUGGGAGAAAUUCAAGGAUGCGCCUAUAGAAGAACAGAUCCUGGAGCGUGGAGCGGUUAUUGUUGCUCAGUGGUCCCAGCCAACGGUGGAAAUCACAGAUGAGUCUAUUGGCUCUCAGCUCAAUGCGAUUGCCGAUGAUGUUAAGAAGCAGCUACUAUCAGAGUACGGAGAGAAGCAUGCAGCACUGUGUGUACCACAUGAGGAGAGCCUGUAUUGGCGCACUCACAACAUUCCAGACAACUACUAUACCCCGUAUGUGUCCAGGCAGGUCAUCCAGGCUGUCUCACACGUGCUUUUUAAGGAAAUGGGCUUCAACGGCAAUAGUGAAAUGUACUACAGUAACGAGAACUCUUAUAUCAAUAAGGUACUGGAAAACCGCAGAGGCAUUCCCAUCACAUUGUCCAUCGUGUUUGAGAGCAUCAACAGACGCCUGGGUGUGAAAUGUGAACCCGUCAGCUUCCCCGGACACUUCCUGCUGCGCUGGAGGGAUACUUACAAGGACAGUUUGCCAACUCAGCACUUCUACAUAGACGUCUACAAUGGGGGAGUGUUUGUGGGGAAGGAAAGCUGUCCUCAGUUCGGCACCCCAGAACUCCGUUGUCCGAUGAGUGACAUCUUCCGCUUCGCUCCUGCCACACCACUGCAGGUUGUGGAGAGGAUGGCUAACAACCUAGAGAUAGCCGGGAGACAGCGAACGGACAUGAACGGGCGGUCUGUGCGGCUGCGCAGUGCACUGGAACUGAUACUUAUGGUGAACCCAUCCAACAUGUACUGUUUGCUACAGCUAGCGAGGUUAUACAUGCAGUUCAACAUGGAUGUCAGCCGGCUACAGGCUGCCUUCUCUACUAUCACUCAUUAUGAGGUAAGAGACAUGGGGCAUGCUGCGUAUGUUAUUAAUACUCUGAGAGGUUAUGAUGACACAUACCGUAACCAAAACAGGCAUGAGCCUUUGGAGGUAAAGCGAAGAGAGGGGAGCAAAGAGGCAGUGAAAUUUGCUGUGGGAAUGGUGAUGCACCACCGCCAGUACGACUACACCUGUGUGAUAAUCGGCUGGGACCCGUAUUGCCAAGCCAGUGAAGAGUGGAUGACCCAGAUGAGUGUACAAAGCCUCAGCCGAAGGAAUUGCCAACCCUUCUACCAUGUCCUAGUCAAUGAUGGGACCAACCGAUACGUGGCAGAAGAAAACCUGAAGGUGGAGCAGGAUCAUGAUUGUUGGGUUACGCACUGUGAUGUUGGUCGUUAUUUCGACACAUUUUGUCACACCCACUACCUUCCAAACCAGGAGAUGCUGCAGAGCUACCCUGAUGAUCCCCCCGUCGUCCGCAACUGCUUGCGGCUGGAGUAGCAUCGCUUGACACAGGCGGUCUUCUGAUGUCUCGACCGAUUCUUUAUUUUUGUUUAUGUUUUCAUAAACUUUUCCAUCUUGAUCGCUUGUCUCUACUCGAACGAGUAGCGUUAAAUAGGUAGAUAUUUUUUUAAUAGCUAAACUCAAGUUUAUAGAUAUUUUUUAAUAGCUAAACUCAAGUUUAUAGAUAUUUUUUAAUAGCUAAACUCAAGUUUAUAAAUGAACAUUUAAAAGUCAAGUGACUGCUGUAAAAGAAACAAUUAAAUUUAUACCUCCUGUUACCAUGGUUCUGCUCAAAUUUGAAUUAUACUCAUAAAUGUUUCAUAAAACAAUGUAGUAAAUACAUUUUGUUAAUAUGUCAAUUAAAGAUGUAUUAUUAAUUUUGAUAUGUAAUAUUUACAUAGAAUUUGUUAUAUUUUAGUUCUAAAACUAAAAAGGCAUAAGUAUUGUUAAUAAUUGUUCAGAUGGAAUAAGUUUAAUAUUCUUAAUUAGUUUUAUCCUGUAGAACAUAUUUUAACUUAUAAAGGAGAUGUAUUUUGUGAUAGAAUGGCUGUCCUUAGCAUCACAUUAAUGAUAAAUUUAAAAGAUAUUUAGUUUCAUAUAAAUGGUAGAAAGAACGAGUUUUGUAAAUAGUUGUACAAAGAAUUGUGCAGUGCAUAACCUUUUUUAGCCGAUAUACAUAAAGAUUUUGAUAUUUAUGCAGUGAUUACAUAUUUUUUAUUUUACAUAGUGUUAAUUUUGUUCCAAACUGUUGUUCUUAUUGUAUUGUUAAUAAAAUAAAUAAACCUCAUGUGAUAAUUUCA
Molecule: messenger RNA, 2861 nt
Organism: Homalodisca vitripennis (glassy-winged sharpshooter)
Lineage: Eukaryota; Metazoa; Arthropoda; Insecta; Hemiptera; Cicadellidae
Product: F-box only protein 21-like
Exons: 10
Coding region: 214-2058 (614 amino acids)
Molecular function (GO): protein binding; DNA binding
Source: RefSeq, a predicted model, not a curated record